CUCUGUUCUUCAGUCUGCUCUCACUCUGCAGAUCGAGCGUCUCUGGACUGAGCUGCAGGAAACACUCUUCAGACAAACCUCAGGUAACAAGACCACAUAACCAUGGCAAACUCCUUCACCCGUAUGAUGUCUGGCCGUCACACGGCAGUGAUUCUGGCCAGCAUAGGAGCUGGCACACUGGCAUCUGGAUACCUUCUCAGUGACCACAUUGUUGCUGCUGCUGAGAGGACGAGGCUCUAUCCACCCAGUGCAGAUUACCCUGACCUGAGGAAGCACAACAACUGCAUGGCAGCUGCCCUGACCCCAACCAUUUAUGGGCACCUGAGGGACAAGAAAACCCCCAAUGACUGGACCCUGGACCAAUGCAUCCAGACCGGGGUGGACAACCCUGGACACCCCUUCAUCAAGACUGUGGGCAUGGUAGCAGGAGAUGAGGAGAGCUACGAGGUGUUUGCUGAGCUCUUUGACCCUGUUAUCAAGGACAGACACAAUGGCUACGACCCUCGCACGAUGAAGCACCCCACUGACCUGGAUGCUUCCAAGGUUACACACGCACAUUGUCUUAAGUCUUUUGUUCUCUGCAUCACAUGGUCUGGUUCAUUUGAUUUUACUCCUUCAUACAGUGACCAAACGCUUUCUCCUCGACAGGUCACCUCGGGAAUGUUUGAUGAGCGCUACGUGCUGUCAUCUCGAGUCCGUACCGGUCGUAGCAUCCGUGGACUGAGUCUCCCCCCGGCGUGCUCGCGCUCUGAGCGCCGCGAGGUGGAGCGCGUGGCUGUGACAGCUCUGUCCGGCCUGAAGGGAGACCUGAGCGGUCGCUACUACAGCCUGGGGGAGAUGUCUGACAGAGAGCAGCAACAGCUGAUUGAUGAUCACCUCCUGUUUGAUAAACCUGUGUCACCUCUGCUCACGGCGGCUGGGAUGGCCAGAGAUUGGCCUGAUGCUCGUGGGAUCUGGCACAACAACGAGAAGAACUUCUUAAUCUGGAUCAACGAGGAGGACCACACAAGGAUCAUAUCCAUGGAGAAAGGAGGAAACAUGAAGAGAGUGUUUGAACGGUUCUGUAGAGGUCUUAAACAGGUGGAGCAUCUAAUUCAGGAGAGAGGCUGGGAGUUCAUGUGGAAUGACCAUCUGGGCUACGUCCUCACCUGCCCCUCUAACCUCGGGACUGGGCUCAGGGCCGGUGUGCAUAUCCGCCUGCCCAUCCUCAGCAGGGACCCUCGCUUUAAAAGGAUCCUGGAUAACCUGAGGCUACAGAAGAGAGGCACGGGAGGCGUCGACACGGCUGCUACGGGAGACACUGUCGACAUCUCCAACCUCGACCGUCUGGGCAAGUCAGAGGUCGAACUGGUACAACUAGUGAUUGACGGCAUUAACUACCUAAUUGAGUGUGAGAAGAGGCUGGAGAAGGGGCAGGACAUCAAGAUCCCCUCCCCCAUUCUUCAGUUCAGGAAGUGAGGGUCCCCUCAGCUGGGAAUCCUGGAAUAGUGUAGGCGCUCCAACCGCUGUUCAUUAAACUGUUGGUCCUACAAGAUAUUCACGGCAUGUAUAGCGUUGUACUUACUUACAUGCGCAAUUAAUGAAUUACAUGUACAAAUAUUCUAAACACAAUAAACUCUAUUGAUGAACUGA
Messenger RNA from Anarrhichthys ocellatus (wolf-eel), 1632 nucleotides. Its product is annotated as creatine kinase U-type, mitochondrial-like. Gene Ontology annotation, biological process: phosphocreatine biosynthetic process. The transcript has 9 exons. The record is from RefSeq and is a predicted model, not a curated record. NCBI's taxonomy places the organism in Eukaryota, Metazoa, Chordata, Actinopteri, Perciformes, Anarhichadidae. Gene Ontology annotation, cellular component: mitochondrion. The coding region runs from base 103 to 1458 and encodes 451 amino acids. Gene Ontology annotation, molecular function: creatine kinase activity.